Molecule: messenger RNA, 7735 nt
Organism: Pongo pygmaeus (Bornean orangutan)
Lineage: Eukaryota; Metazoa; Chordata; Mammalia; Primates; Hominidae
Gene: STUM
Product: stum, mechanosensory transduction mediator homolog
Exons: 3
Coding region: 145-561 (138 amino acids)
Source: RefSeq, a predicted model, not a curated record
UCCGCGAGCCGCGCGGCGCACGGAGCACGGCGGCCGCCUGAGCUCGGCGCGGAGCCCGGAGCCCGCAGCCGGCAGUCUCCUGCUCCCGUACGCUGGGCGCCAGCUCCGGCCGUGCUGCCCGGCUGCCCGAGAGCGCGCCUGGCCAUGGAGCCCUCGCACAAAGACGCCGAGACGGCGGCGGCGGCGGCAGCGGUGGCGGCAGCGGACCCCCGGGGGGCGUCCUCGUCCAGCGGGGUGGUGGUGCAGGUCCGCGAGAAGAAGGGCCCCCUGCGCGCCGCCAUCCCCUACAUGCCCUUCCCCGUGGCCGUCAUCUGCCUCUUCCUCAACACUUUCGUGCCGGGACUGGGGACAUUCGUCUCGGCCUUCACUGUGCUGUGCGGGGCCCGCACCGACCUCCCGGACAGGCAUGUGUGCUGCGUCUUCUGGCUGAACAUUGCAGCAGCCCUCAUCCAAAUCCUCACUGCCAUCGUCAUGGUGGGCUGGAUCAUGAGCAUCUUCUGGGGCAUGGACAUGGUCAUCCUUGCCAGCUACAAGGAGCAGGGCAUCCCACAGCAGCUGUGAGCCCACGGGAGCCGCUGGGGAGAUCCAGGGGGGCCCUGUGAGGGCUGCACCAGGCAGCUUUGGGCACAAGGACCUUUACAUGUUCUUUUCUGCCAUUUUCUGGACUGGGGGUGGAAAGGGGGUAUUUUUAAAAAUAUUAUUUAUUUUGAAAACGUGUCUGCUUUUCUCAGCAGGUUGUGAGGGCUGCCAGCCCCUCCUGCUCUGGAAAGCACUGUGGGCGCAGGCACCAGAGCAUCAGAGAGUGGGGUGGAGAUGAGAACGCCCACAGAGACGCUGGGAUGCUCCGGCAGGCUCCAACCAGCCUUGCUGUAUCCACUGCCCACUACAAGGGCACGCUACAGCUGCUGGGCCGGGCCACACCGGGCCCUGUCUCGGUGAGCAGGGGCUCACCAAGGGGACAGGACUGUGGUAGACCCGUCCUCUGGGACCCCACCUGCCUCAAAAUCUGGUGCCCCGAGUGGUUACUGUGUGGUCUCCUGGGGGCAGCACCAGGGUGGGGGUGAGGAUGGCCAGGCUCCACCCUCGCGUGGAAAGGCCCACUGUGCCCACAGCCGGCCUGAGGCCCCGGGGAGAAGACCAGUCCCACAGGCGUCUCCUGGGCCUGCCUCCCUGACCGCACCCCCUGCCUCCUCGCAGCUGAAAUCUAAGGGCUGGGUGUGUCGUGACCUGUGUUUUCCUGGGAAGGAGAGAAGUAGCUCCUUCCCUGGGGUGAAACUGCCAGAACUGCCAGAUGUUUAUACACAAAGUUAUUAGACUGAAGCAGGAGUGGGCAGACUAGCAGCCUUUCACCCAAUACUUAACUGCAUUUCUGGCCCACAUGCCUUUUUCUGAAGUCAUUGGGGCCAGAUGUGUCUCCGAAUUGAGAAAUUUUAGAUUUGAGAAAGACAAUGCGAUCCAUUUAUCGUACACUUUCUAACUUCCCGGCAGAGUGUGGAACAUCUCGCCUACCAUCAGGCACGUGAAUAUUUCUGCAGAGAAACAUGUGACUAGUCCCAUUAAUUGGGAGCUAUACAAACUGUAAAUAGCCUCACCUCAGUUCAGUCUAAUUUUGCCACUAAGUAACUUAGGGAAAAACUUACCAUUUGAGAGCUUUUAGGGUUUCAGAAUUGCAAGAACAAUUGUAUGGGGUUGUGGACCUGGAUCUGAAAAUCCUACUUGCAAACAGAUGCGUUAGAGGGUGAAAUUGUCGGCAUUACCCAGGGACUCCUUCAGUUGCCAAAAGACCAUGGGCCUCUUUAAGGAGCCCCUCUGUAAGUGAUUGGGACAGGGCUAGAUCCCUAAUGGGGGCUAGGGGUGGGGAGAAUCUAGCAGAAGUUGUCCAGGAUACUGUGGAUCAAGUAUCAAUCUGAAAUUAAGAGAAAUUAUACUAAGAGGAUGGACAUUUACAUGUCUGUUUCCUUUCCUUUCAUUUUCAUUCUAACAUAGGAAAUGCUAACAGGUGGGGCUGGCCCAGAGUCAAGCUUCUGACUCCACUUGACACAGUGCCAUUGGGCAUGUCCCUCUUUGAAGGGCUUGUUUGUCUAUCAGAGACUGUCAGAACUCCAUGAGGGCAGGAGAAGGGAUUUUGCAGGAUGAAAGUGCUUGGGAAGCAGUGGCCACCGUUCUGGGGGUUUCAGCCCACCUACCCCAUCCACUGGGCUUUCUAAUCACAGUCCUGCCUGAGAAGCAGACCCUGCCGCCCACCCCUUAGCAUGGAUCCCUUAGCUACUGUCUGUCUUCCAUUGCCGCCUGGGGCUGGGCUGCCGUUUUUGAACACCUGGCAGUGUCUUUGUCGUGUCCUGUCCUCUCUUCUUACAGACCCCAACCCAGGCCUUUGCCUUCUUCUCUCCUGUUUGGAAGCCUCUGUAUCUUCAAGGUGUGGGAACAGAUUUGGUUUUCUCUAAAAAGCUAGAACCUUCUGCUUGUGCAGCGGGCAUCCUCCAGGCUGGUGCUCGCUGCUCUCGAGGAAGCUGCGUCAGAGUGGAGCCGCCCCUCUACUCAGAUAAAAUAGCUUCAGCUGCAGGAAGCCGCCCCCUCCCAUGCCCACCAGCCCACAGCCCUUCACCCCACACAGCCCCCAGAGUUUGCCCGACACCCCCUGAGCGAUGACAGGUCUCAGGAGGGGGCCGCCCCCACACAUGGGAGGGAGAAGCUUAUUUUCCCCACUUGGGCUGGGGGCGGCUGCUGAGGGGGUGAAGAAGAGAUAGCAAUUUAUGUCGCGUGUUUAGUGACACAAUCCAGAUGCAGGUGGCACUUUCUUGAGUGGCAGGUGUCACCCUGGGUCCCGUGUGGGACGGCUUAAUACAGGGGUUUGUGUGUUUGUGUGUGUGGAGGGCCACUGUGCCCCCAGAUCCUCCUCUCCCCCGAGGGCUGCGUCUCUAAACCUGGGAACACAUCAGCCUCAGGAGGAGGCCCCUUUCCGGGUAACUGAUGUGUGGGAGAAGCCAAGAGGCCCCUGCCUGUCUCCUGAAUGAGGCUGUGAGGGUUGCCAUGUGGGCGGGACCAGUUCAAAAUAGCACCCCCGCCCCUCUAAAUUAGACCAUGGUCUCAGCGUGAUCAUCUUCAGUAGAUAAGGGACAGUGGCUGAUUUACUCCAAAUAGUUCCAGCUGGCCACUCAGACCAAGGCCAGAGUUAACUUCUCAAACACCAGCCAGCUGAAAAUUAGGGUUCUCGUGCCGGCAAGUGCUUGGUUGACACACAGCCCUUUGGUGACAAAGCUGGGCUUUGCCUGGAUAGUGUAGACAAGGCUGUUGUUUCAGAGGCUGCAGGGCACAUUCCAGGUUGGGGCCUUUUGUCGGUCUGAAUUCAAUAGGACAUUCCCUGGCUGUGGGUGUUUAGGGCAGGAAUUACAGGCUUGCAGAGAAAGUCAGAGGCAAUGAGAUGCUCCCAGUACCAAACUGUGACACUGGGAUAAGGGUGGCCAUUCCCUUGGGUCAGAGUGGGACCCUAGAGCCAGAGUGAGCUGUGGGUGGCCUGGGUGUGUCCUGUGGAUGGUGGAGACUGUUGAUUUGGAUGUUGAGCUCUGAGUCAGUUUUAGAACCAAGGAUCUCAGGCUGAGAAGGCCAGGUCCCCAUGGGAGUGGAGGAGUCUGAUGGCUCUGCUGCCGAAGCCUACCCCAGCCUGCCACGCCGCUGGCCUUCCCAUGGUAAGGAAGGGGCAGGCAGCAUGGUUCCCACCCUCAGCUGCCCCAGACCCACACAUCCAGCCCCAAGAGCAGCCUCACCCAGGCACGGUGCAGGGCAUUUUAGCUCCUGGGAGGGGAGAUGCCUUUGUGAGUUUCAGAUGUCAGAGCAGAAGCUCCGAGACAGUAAGCCGUGUGCCCCCAAACACUCAGCUCCUAAGUGGCAUGACGGCCAAGUGGCCAGGUUGGGCCCCCCCAACAGCCUGUGCCAUCCACACACUCACUACAGCACUCCCAGAAGAAGGAGCAGAAUCGCAGGCAGCCCAGAGCAGGUCCUGUGGAGGGGUCCUCGCCCCUCAGGAGUAAUAGGGUGAUUAUGUCACAUGUUUAGUGACACAAUCCCACCUGUGUCUGGAUUGUGUCACUAAACAUGCAACAUAAAUUACCAUCUCUUCUCCAUCCCCUCAGCAGCCGCCCCCACCCCAAGCUGGGAAAAUAAGCUUCUCCCUCCCAUAUGUGGGGGCGGCCCCCUCCUAAGACCUGUCAUCACUUAGGGGGAGUUGGGCAAAACCUCCUAGGAAGGUCCUGGAUGCCUCCACCCUGCCCCACAAGGCUCCGUACUCCCACCUGCCUGGGCAGCCCUCACACCCAUGCUCCCUCCUUUAGGCAGGCCCAGAAAGGUGCCCCUUCCUGAGGGUGUCGGGGGAUGGCGGCAGAGAGACAGCUGGUAUUAGGAGCUUCCCCAUCCUUAUAUGCAGGACCAAGUCGCCCGCUCUCCCAGCCAGGGGCUACAGCCAUGCUGGCACAGGCAUCUCAGAGGUGUGAGAUGAACUCCGCCUCAUGCAGGAUGCCCAGGGCUCGGGAGCAGUAAGGAGGAUGCUACAGAAAAGAACUGCAGAAAGAAAAAAAGCCACAUGGUUAACUUUUCCCCUGGAGGGCAAAGGGGUCCGGCUCUCAAAAAGAAAAGCCAGGCACAGAUCCCAACACCAAGUGUAAGGCAGCGCAAAGUGGGGCUGAAACCCCAGGACCAGGUCAAAGGCCUUCCGAAGGCCCGAGGUUCUCGAGGAGGAGGGGAAGCUGAUAGGGCCCUGGUCCUUCUGCACCAGCGUGGCUCUUUAAAAUACAAAACACCCACAAAGCCAAAAACCCUGAAACAUGUUCUUUAGCUAACCCCUUCCAUGCCCAGAUGCCUGCAAUUCUGAGAAUUCACUUCAGUUUUGCCGGAUCCAACCCCUGGGCCUGAGGGUGGAGAGCCAGGCCUCCUCAGGGUCCCUUCUAGGCUCCCAGGCCCACCUUAGGCUUUAAUUGCAUUGGCUGUUUCUUAUGGUGUUAGUGAAUUUUGCAAAGAAAGCCCAGAGCAUUGCAUAAAUGCUUGGGGGCGUGUCAUUUAAAUGGAAGUUCUCCAAUAGUGGCUGAAGACAGAGUUUACUGUUACCCCUCCCUCUUGCUGGCUUUGUUGGAGGGCUUUUAUCAGAGGGAUUGGAGGUGGGAGAGCACUUUUAAAGCACAUCCCACCCCCUGCACCGGAGCUGCACCUAAGCUUCCCAGAGACCAUGACCUUGUCUGUGGCUGGAGGCCUCAGGCUUAGGGAGCAGCCUGAAGCCUUUGCUGCCAACCCCCCCAGGAAAGAAGCCGGGCCUCAGGCUGAGGAAAGACAGGGUUUCCUCUCCGGAGGGCUCAAUGAGCAGCCAGGUAGUGGCCUCAGGCAGUCCUCACCAGGGGGUCACCUCCCUGCUUUGCAUUAAUUCAUCAGCAAGCUCAGCGAGAGCUAAUGUGGGCCCAGCGGUCCUGUGCUUGGAAAUGACGCCCUCACCUCCACACUCCUGCCGUCCCAGCCUCUGCAGAUGAAGAUGCAAGGUGAGCAGAGGCAGGUGUGGGGACACACUCUUCAAGGACAGCACUGCCUCUUCUCCCUCCAGAGAGCUCUGUGCACUGGCUUUGGGGAUGAGGGGCCGGCCUGGUCAGGGGAGGUGACUGUGGUCCUUCUGACCGGCUUGGAUCUUUAAAAUAAUCACAAAAAAGCUCAGCCUGAGCAGGUGGGUGCAAGGCUCAGGGGCCUGUGUUUUUCAUCAGUUUUCUUCCUGCAAGAUUCUUAGAGCUGGAUGUUCACGGGAUCACAGGGGCAUGGAGGUGGUCACGCUCAGACAGUCAUGCACCGCCCUAAAUCCCAGGCAAUGCAGAGAUAGGAAGAAUCCCAACCAGAGUGACCCCAAACGUUCCCUUGUGGCCCAAGAGUGAGUUCCGGCCUGAGUGCUGUUAUGACUGCUGGCAUCUCUCCGACUGCCUCUUGCCUCAGUUUAACCAUCUAUAGGUUAGGAACAAAGAAGGGCUUAGGCAGCCAUCGUUUCCCCAUUUCUGCCAGAGCCAAGGGCUUGGAGGGCCAGCCCCAUGCGGGCAAGAGCUGUCCUCUCCUGCCCAGGCCUCACCUCCUUGCUGCAGCUGGCAAGAUUCUUUCUAGCAGAACAGAAACACUGGCCCCCAAUUUCACUCUCCCCUCCUGAUGCUACCGCAGGGGGCAGAAAGGUGCCCUGUAGCAUCCACCGUGUGUGUGUCCUGAGUUUCCAGUGCAAGUCAUCUGGAUUUGCAUUUAGCUAGGGAACCUCGGCCCUCAAACCCUCUCCCUCUCUGCCUCAAUUUGCCAAAAUGCCAACCAUCCAGGCAGGUGUGGAUGCCACAGUCCAUCCCCUUGCAUUUCACCCCCACGUGGACAGAGGCACAGACUCACACACAUUCCCAGCACCUUUGAAUGCUGGGGGAAGCAGGCCGGGGUGUGCCUGGAGCCUCAGGAUUGGGACUUAUCUCCAAAGGAGCCCACACCCCCUCUUCCGGGAUGGGUGCUGGCUGGCAGCACUUUUUUCCCUCAUCACAUCCCCGACCCCUGCCCAGCCCACAUGCACAUGCUGUUUCCUGUCUCCAGGGCCCUAGCCUGUGGAUGUCUUCCUCCCAUGCACUCCUAGGGUGAGUGGGCUCAGCACCAAACCUGGCUGUGCCCAUUCCCCACAACCCCAGCUUGGCCUCCUGUGGGAAGGGGAAGGCGGACCUGCCCAGAGGAGAGGGGCAGUGUUCCCACCCACCUGCCCCAGCACAGGAACCAGGGAGGAAAGAAGGGAGAGGGAGGUUCCGUUCACCGUUUUCUGGGUUAGCGCUUGACUGGAUGUUUAAAGCAAGGGACAAGGUGAUGGUGGCUGUAACAGGCUCCUCGUGGGCACCAUCACUCCAGAAAGCCUGGGCACCCAUGAGAACCUGUGGCCAGCCCUUUUCAUCGGCUAAGUUCCCUGCUGUUGUGCGUGGUGCCAUUUUUUUUUUUUUAAAAAAAAUAUAUAAAAACAAAACAACUGGUUCUGUGUGUAUCAACUUAAUUUGCAUACGAAUGAGUGUUGUGUUGUGAUUUGCAGUGUUUUGACACCGUGAUUGGCUUUGUUUGGGUCUCUCUUCUUUCUGUGAAAUUAACUGCUGUGCGUUUUCACUGUUCUUAGAGAAGACUCUGAGCUCUGGGGUUUUCUUGUCUCACUUCUACCCCGACCCACGGGGAGCCCGCCCCACCCCAGUCCAGCCACGAGGGGAUUUCCAGCCGAUUCCAAUGACUGGAACCCUUCUUGGAAGAAAACGUCUAAUGUUGGGGAUGUAGGGACGCUUCCAGACUUGCCCUGGCCGGAACCCUGCAGCCUGGGGCCCAAGCCCGCCUGCAGCUCAGCUUUCCCCAACACCCUCAUGACCCAGCCCCAGCCCCAGUAGACCUUCACUGGGAGCUGCUCAGGGGUCUCCACAGCGCCCUCUAGGGGCCAAGCAGGGUUCCAGAUUCUCCAGCCUUCUGCCAGCUUUAAAACCCUUCACUCAAACAGCAUUACUGUACAUGCAAUGAAAAAUACUAUAUAUGACAGUCAAAACCUGUGUACAUAUCUCCAUGUACAUAUUUAUACAUACACACACCUUCCUAUUAUAAAUAUAUGAAGCAUGACAUCUCUUUGGCAUUCCAAGUUUGUGUUUUUUUAAAUCCUUGGAAAUAUGGCUUUGGAAACCUUUUUCUUCCUUUCCCUCUUUUCUAUGUUGUAAUAAACAUUCAUGUGACCUUU